UGGGCUUGAUUAUGCUUUUCCUUCGUCUCGUCUAGCCUUUUGUUCCUUGCGCUUAAACCCGGCCACCCACCUCGCCUACCUACUCCGUAUUCCACAUUGGCGCACCAACAAGCAAGCAGGUGGCUGUCAUAGCUGCGCAACACCUAAUCAUCGAGCGUCUUCUCCUCGUCAUCCUUCUGUCCUCGUUGCAAAGCAAUUGAAGAUAUAGGAGAGGCUGUCGCCUCGCAGAGAUCCAUCCUACGCCGGCCACACGGUCCAACCGCACGGUCCAACCACACACACACACACGCACACACCACACCACGCCAUGCGCCCUCCGCUCAUCGCUUCUGCGCUCUUAUGCGCUAGAAGUGUCGCCUCUCUCACUACCGUUGGAGCAGCUGGUAGCGGCUCACCCCCAGGACCCCAACCAGGGCAGACGAUCUUCGAAACAGGUGUCACGUGUCGAUUGAAACCCGGCCAACUGGGGCCGGGGCUUUCUCCUUGUUCGCCGAUGACCGACCUCGACGAUGCGAUGGGCCUGCCCCUGGAACUCUCAGGCGAACCACCUGCGAUCUUCGCUGAGAUGUACAAUCUCGACGCCGCGGCGACGUAUCUAGAGCUCGGCUCCAAUGUCGUCCCUUUCUUGGCCUUUUACGAAAAUGCAGCUAUUUGCAACGUCUUUGCCUUGGAUGCGGUCGAGGCGGAAGCCAUUCCUACCGCGAAUUACUGUAAUCAGACGCAGCUGGAUGACUGCGUCAAAGUCACCCUCGUUUGCGGCAAGCCAGAUACCUCCUUGGCACCUCCGCACCCGCACCCGCACCCGCACCCGCACCCGCAUCCCCAGGUCAUAGCGGACCCGGUCGCACGGCGCCCCCGCGAGACCUUGGCACCGGCGAUUCAGCUGGUCGCAGCACCGGACGCGAAAGCUCGGGGGCCAGGCAGCUUCUCUCAUCGCGCGGUGCUCGUCGGCAACUCUUCGCCCGACGCCGAACUCCAGGCGGAAAUCGAAGAUCUCCUUCACGAUCAGGAACCCAGCAGCGUCCCACUCGCAGCUUCGAGGCCUGUGAAGCGUACGAGUACCGUCCGCGUUGCAGAAAACAAGACGGCGACACAUCCGAGCAAGAAGCCUUCCGGGGCUUGGCCGUCCGCUUCUGGGAGGAAGCACAUCGCUUGCAUGGCUGGCGGGUUGGGCGUCGUUCUCCUCAUCUUUGUCAUCUGGUUGUGAAUGUCCAGUCCGUGUCAGGCGAAGGGGACGAGAUUGCUUAGAGCACCUCCUUUUUUUUCUCUCUCUUCAUUUCAUGUUCUCUCCUUCAUUUUGAUACCCCUUGUGUUCGUUCUUGUCUUGAUUGAGAAU
Sodiomyces alkalinus F11 is the source of this 1336-nucleotide messenger RNA. RefSeq lists its product as hypothetical. Bases 308 to 1207 code for a protein of 299 amino acids. The record is from RefSeq and is a predicted model, not a curated record. The transcript is spliced from 2 exons. Lineage: Eukaryota; Fungi; Ascomycota; Sordariomycetes; Glomerellales; Plectosphaerellaceae.